UUGUCUCUCCUCUCCGGGGGAGAGAGUCGCUCUGCUGCGAUUUACUGCCUCAAUUUCCUCCAUCUUGCUAAUUUUAUUACCUUCAGCUACUGGUGUUUGGGUCUUAAGUAGAGAAGGAUAGGGUGUUGAUGGCGUCACGAUGAGAAUGUAAAAAAAAAAUAUAAAGUGAGCGUGGUGUGGUGGGUGAAGGGCGCAUGCAUUUCGCUCGCUCGCAGGCCUGCCCGCCGGCUAGUUACUAAACAGACCCCCGCGGGACCGGCUGCCGCCGCUGCUGCUGCUGGACACACGAUCUCAUCUUUAAAACCAACAACUUCAAGCAGGAAUCGCGAGGAGGAGUGCUGAAUUAUUUCCGGAUGUUGGCAGCUGGAAAGAGGAAUGCGCGAUUAUUCUUACUUUUCAUCGCUGUGCCAGCCAUGUCUGCUGUUUCUCUACAAAGGGACCUGACCUUUGAGGAGAAAUCUGGCAGCUCGACGAGCGUGCCGAGUUCGUGCCCCGAUUCGAGCCUGUUGCGUCUGACGCCGAUCCAGUGGUACCUGGCGUACACGUGCACCUUCAUCUCGGGCAGCUGCCUGGCGUUGUUCGUGGCGGAGCGGGCGUGCCGCAGCGGGCGGCUCGCGUGGCUCUACCCUGGGCGCACGGUGCACGCGCUGGCGUGGACCCUGCUGCUGGCGCACCUCACCUUCCUGCUGGGCGUGGGCCGCGACGAGGUGCACGCCGUGUGCACCAUGGUCGCCGCCACCCUCCACUACCUGCUGCUCUCCUCCUUCUUCUGGCUCAACGUCAUGUGCGUCGACAUUUUUCGCUGCUUUUUCUUCGUUACGUAUCGUCCGGUGGCCGGGCGGCUUUUCCUUCAUAGUGCCAUUUACGCCUGGGGCGUCCCUGCCCUCGUCACCGCCCUCGCCAUAGCGCUCGACAGCAUCAACGAGUUCGCUCCCGACGCCAGCAUCACUGCUGUUGCAGUGAAACCUUGCUACGCUCGUGGUGAAGUGUGCUUCAUUGGCUCUGGGGCCGGCUUUGGCGUCCUGUUCGCCGUGCCUGCGUGCCUUUUGCUUCUGGUAGACGGCCUGGCGUUCGCGGCCAUCAUCUUCUGGAUGCGGGACAACCGAGUGGAGGCGGCCCAGCGAAGGGAGGAGGCCGCGUUGCAACAGGAGGCGGCCGCCAACGGCACCGAGCCGCCCGUCUCCAAGGCCUCCCUCAACCCUGCGUCGCUCAGACGCCGCCGCAGCAGCGCCAUCAGCAACAAGGAGCAACACAGGUUUAAGGUUUACGUGCGUCUUUCGCUGGUGCUGACGGUUCCGUGGUGCUGUGGAAUCGCGGCCGCCAUCGGCAACUUCCCGUUCCUGUGGUACGCCGCGUCGCUGCUGAUCGGCCUGCAGGGUACGUUCAUCUUUGUGGCGUUUGGAGCGAAGCGCCGUCUGACCCAAUUGGCCUGGAAGAAGGCGACCGGGAAGCCCUUGCGCAGACGGACGACCAGGGCCGACCACAGACAGGCCGCCCUCAAGUCCGCGUCCGCCUCGGUCACGGAGCCGAAUUUUGUGGAGCAAAGCGUCGGUGCUACUCACAAUCAGCGCCAAGCCGAUGCGGAAAGCAUUUAAGUCUGACGUUGGAUUUCUCUGCCAUGUGUAAUGCAACUUAUUGUACUUAAUUUCAUAUGAUAUAUAAUAAAGGAGAUGCUGAACUUUCUGAUUGGAACUUCUCA
Molecule: messenger RNA, 1699 nt
Organism: Cloeon dipterum
Lineage: Eukaryota; Metazoa; Arthropoda; Insecta; Ephemeroptera; Baetidae
Product: adhesion G protein-coupled receptor E3-like
Exons: 5
Coding region: 354-1595 (413 amino acids)
Biological process (GO): G protein-coupled receptor signaling pathway; cell surface receptor signaling pathway
Cellular component (GO): membrane
Molecular function (GO): G protein-coupled receptor activity
Source: RefSeq, a predicted model, not a curated record